Molecule: messenger RNA, 249 nt
Organism: Cryptosporidium muris RN66
Lineage: Eukaryota; Apicomplexa; Conoidasida; Eucoccidiorida; Cryptosporidiidae
Product: protein translocation complex, SEC61 gamma subunit, putative
Exons: 2
Coding region: 1-249 (82 amino acids)
Biological process (GO): protein targeting; post-translational protein targeting to membrane, translocation
Cellular component (GO): membrane; Ssh1 translocon complex
Molecular function (GO): transmembrane protein transporter activity
Source: RefSeq, a predicted model, not a curated record
AUGGUCAACUUACCAGCUUUUUUACUAGAAAGGUCCAAUCCUAUUGGGUACAUAUUUCAAGGCGUUCAAGAACUGACUUUAGAUAGUAUUAGGCUAGUAAGACGCUGUACUAAACCAGAUGCUAAAGAAUUCAGAAAUGUAGCUUAUGCUUGUACUAUUGGGUUCUUCUUAAUGGGAUUUAUUGGAUAUUCCGUCAAACUUGUGUUUAUCCCUAUUAAUAAUAUUAUUAUGGGUGGACAAGGCACUUAG